AACAAGAUUACUAAGAGGAUUACGACCUGGCAAGCUAAAACCCUUAGCUAUGCAGGGCGGAUUCAAUUAAUUUCUUCUGUUAUUACCAGUGUAUUUCAGUAUUGGAUGGCGGUUUUCCUCUUGCCAAUGCGAGUCUUGAAGUCUAUUGAGGAGGUGUGUAACAAAUUCUUGUGGGGGGUUGGAGUGAAUGGGCGAAAGAGAGCACCAGUGUCCUGGUCCAGGGUUGCUAUGCCUAAAAUGGAGGGUGGAUUAGGGAUCAGGGACUUCAAAACAUGGAACAAAGCAUGUGUUUUAAGGCAUUUGUGGAAUUUGCUUGCUAAGGCUGGUUCACUAUGGGUUGCUUGGAUCCAGAAGUAUAGGAUCAAAGGGAAUGAUUUAUGGGGGAUUGCUGCAAACUCUGUAAGCUCAUGGGUGUGGAAGAAGGUCCUUAAAUGCAGGGAAGUGGCUCAUGAUCAUGUGACUGGGACAGGUAGUAGCCUGACUUGGGAUGGAAAGAAGUUGGUGAAGUAUUCAGUUAAGACUGUUUGGAAUUCCAUACGUAUCCCCUCCUCUUCAGUUGACUGGUUCUCUGUGUUAUGGGGUGGCCGGAUUUCACAGAUUGGAGUUCCCAUUUGAGAUGGGUGGUGCAGCGAUGGUAGGGUACAACUUCGGCUGCUAAGAUUGGGCGGUUAUUGUGGGUGAUGUGUUGUGCUUACAUUUGGAGGGAAAGGUGCACUCGCGUCUAUGGAGUCAAGCGAAUUUCAGACCCUUCUCAACUUUCAGUUGCUGUUAUGCAGGAGUUCGAGAUAUAUGCUAGUAGUACUAUAGAAUUACAGAAAAUGGCAUCAGUUGUAAUGAGCUGAUAGGGUUUUGAUUUCUUUUGGUUGGCAUAGAUAUUAGUAUAGGUUUACUGUGUAAAGAAUGUUGAUCUUUUGAGAGGGUGAUGCGAGUUGCAUCUCCCUGGGCUUUCAAUGCAAUUUUGAUUAACCA
Messenger RNA from Linum tenue, 969 nucleotides. Lineage: Eukaryota; Viridiplantae; Streptophyta; Magnoliopsida; Malpighiales; Linaceae. The record is from the annotation of a GenBank genome assembly.